This is a messenger RNA of Coniophora puteana RWD-64-598 SS2, 816 nucleotides long. RefSeq names its product NAD(P)-binding protein. The transcript is spliced from 6 exons. The coding region runs from base 1 to 816 and encodes 271 amino acids. Gene Ontology annotation, molecular function: oxidoreductase activity. Lineage: Eukaryota; Fungi; Basidiomycota; Agaricomycetes; Boletales; Coniophoraceae. The record is from RefSeq and is a predicted model, not a curated record.
AUGCCCUCUAUCACCGACGUCAAGUGUAUCCUCGUCAUCGGCUCGACCGCCGGCAUCGGCCGCGCGCUCGCGCUCAACAUCCUCGCGCUCCCGACGAAGCCGACUGUGAUUGUCGCUGGUCGUCGGCAGCAGCGGCUUGACGAGAUAAUCAAGGCGGAGAACAAGGACGACCGCCUUCGGGCGGUUCGGUUCGACGUCAAUGCCGAUCGGGCGACGCUCAAGAAGUCAGUUGACGAGGUGGUCAAGCAGUACCCCGAGCUGGACGCUGUCAUGUUCGCCAGCGGUGUUCAGCAAGAGUUCGAUUUUACGAAGCCCGAAAGUGUAGAUCUCGACAAAAUUGCGGAAGAGCUGAACACAAAUUACACCUCCGUCGUGAACAUGACCACCUUCUUCCUCCCCCACUUCAUCCAGCUCAGCUCGUCUGGCCGCCCCUCGUUCAUCUAUGCCAUCACAUCCUCUCUCUCCAUCGUCUCGGGUCCCUGGGUACCAUGCUACUGCGCCUCCAAGGCCGCGCUUCGGAGCUUUUGCCAGAGCAUACACGUCGCCCUCAAAGACAAGAACGUGCAUGUCGUCGAGAUUCUGCCCCCGCUUGUCGAGUCCGAGCUCCACGAUCAUCAAGGCAAGAGGGAGGCAUUAUCCAAGACUUGGAUGCCGCUCGAUGACUUCACCGAGAAGACAAUGGCCGGGCUGCGAAGCGGCGCAGCAGAGAUCCCCAUCGGCCAGGCAGAGACGUAUCACAAGCAGUUCGAGACGGGGAAGCUAGAAGCUGUCGCCAAGCAGUAUGAGCAGCGCAAAGCGGCGGAGAAGGGUAACUGA